AUGGAUAUUCUGAAGAAGGUCAUCACUAAGAAGGCUGACGUUUUCGUCCAAAAUCUUCGUCCUGGGGAUGCAGCCAAGAUGGGUCUUGGGUAUGAGAACGUCAAAAAACUGAUGAAUGAAGCUUACCCAGGGGAGAAUCGAGGUGACAAGUUGAUCUAUGCAAGCAUCUCCGGCUACGGAAAUCAGGGCCCAUAUACCCACAAGAAGGCCUACGACUUGCUCAUCCAGGCUGAAGCUGGACUCCUCAACAUCACAGGCACCGAGGAGCAAAUGGCCAAAGUCGGAUGCUCGAUAGCUGACAUCUCGGCGGGAAUGUAUGCUUACAGCUGCAUCAUGGCUGCGGUGUUACAGCGACAGAAAACUGGAAAGGGAUGUGAGAUUGAUGUCUCCAUGCUAGAAAGCUUGGUAGAAUGGAUGAAUUUUCCAUUGUACUACGCUUACGAGGGACAACCACGCGUGAAACGUGCCGGAGCCAGCCACGCGAGUAUCUACCCAUAUGGGCCAUUUGGCACAGGUGGAAACGGGAAAGUCAUGCUUGGUGUUCAAAAUGAGCGAGAGUGGAAGACGUUGGCGACAAAAGUCCUCAAGAGAGAAGACCUGACUACCAAUCCAAAAUUUCAAGACACGGCGUCUCGCAGUGAAAACCGCGAUGAGCUCGAGGCAAUCAUCACGGGAAUCUUUCAGGAACAUUCGGCGGACGAGGUCACUCAGUUACUGGAAGAAGCAGGCAUCGCCAAUGCCAAGGUCAAUGAUAUGCAGGAUGUUUGGGAUCAUCCACAGCUCCAGGCCAGGAACAGGUUAAGAGAAGUCGACAGUGAAGUCGGAAAGAUCAAGGCCUUCCUCCCUCCAGGCUUCAGUGCGGAUGUGGAGGCGAGGAUGGAGAGGAUCCCGAAGAUUGGGGAGGACAAUGAAACCAUCCUGAGAGAGUUGGGCAUCGAGUCUUGA
Messenger RNA from Exophiala bonariae, 945 nucleotides. RefSeq lists its product as uncharacterized. Gene Ontology annotation, molecular function: catalytic activity. NCBI's taxonomy places the organism in Eukaryota, Fungi, Ascomycota, Eurotiomycetes, Chaetothyriales, Herpotrichiellaceae. The transcript has a single exon. The record is from RefSeq and is a predicted model, not a curated record. Bases 1 to 945 code for a protein of 314 amino acids.